AUGACCGCACUUGUAUUAGCACAGAAAAGCCCUCGCGAAUCGCUGGUGCGCUACGACCCUCCACAAGACAUUGGGGUUGCCCCUGACCCUCCGGUUGAUCCUGAGGAUGAUGAAUUGGAGUACCUGGGCAUUGAAGCGACCGACCCGGACAAGGCCAUCGCUGAUGCUAUCGCGGCUCAGUUGACGGAAUCGGCUGAGUUGCCAGCUAUGGAUAGCAAGCCUACUACUAAGGAUGUGUUGCAUAUCCUCCUACCACCACGAGAAUGGUCUGAGAACGGCAGACAUAUCAUGCAGUACGUCAACGAUCAGCCAUCUACUAGGGUGGAUGUGAUAGCUCUGCAGGAAGCCUUGGAUGGUAAGCUUGUGGAAAGGCAAGCUAGAGAGAUCGGGAUUUGCCCGGUUCGGGAGGAGCUCUAUGGUCAAUGCUUUG
Messenger RNA from Perkinsus marinus ATCC 50983, 430 nucleotides. Its product is annotated as Axonemal dynein light intermediate polypeptide, putative. The transcript is spliced from 4 exons. The record is from RefSeq and is a predicted model, not a curated record. Gene Ontology annotation, molecular function: dynein heavy chain binding. NCBI's taxonomy places the organism in Eukaryota, Perkinsozoa, Perkinsida, Perkinsidae. The annotation marks the transcript as partial. Gene Ontology annotation, cellular component: axoneme.